AAUCAAAAUUCUCGACACGCCUUGGAGAGAUCUUUCCCACAAUUUGAGAUAUUGAUGAAAAUAAUUUCAAUAAUUUUCAGCUUAAUAUUAUAUUUCCAAUUUAACUAUGUUGCUGUUAAUAAAAUUAGAUAUGUUACCUUUCACACCAAUAAGUAACUUUUUAAUAUAAGCACCGAUAAAUUGUUUAUUUUCGUAUUUAUUUACCCCUACUACCAAACCGGUGUUCCUUGCCUUUUAUUAUAGGCCUACCUCACGCGUGAGACUAUUUGACCUCAUUGUUUGUUACUGUGUAUACAGAUCGAAUUCUUUGUGUUUCCCUCCAAAAUUUUCAAGAUGCCGCUUCUUCGGCGACAGCCAUUUCACAGAAUCAAACCACCACCCGAUAUCAGUCCAGAUGAAGAAGUGUUUCACUGUAAAUUAACAAAUGAGAUAUUCCGUGAUUAUGAAGAAUUUUUCGAGAGAAUAAUUCUAUGCAAUAGUCUAGUAUGGUCAUGUUCAAUCACUGGGAGAGCAGGCCUCACAUUUCAAGAGGCAGUAGAAUGCGAGGAGAAAGCUCUCAAGAAUCUAGCCACUUUCCCCAGUUAUCUACAAAGACCCAUAUUAUACCUGGCCAGUUUGACCCACAGAAGUCGCCUCAAUGACAUGAAUGAUGACAUCUUUGUCUUUGCCAAAGACAGAUACUUCAUCAACGAGAUGGUUGAAGUGAUGCUUGGCAAUGAAAGGAAAACCUGCAAAGUAUUGAGAGUAGUGUCUCCUGCAGCUGUAGUCCCUGAAGUGAAUGACUGCAUCAUCAUUGACUCAGAUGAAGAGGAGGAAGCGAGCUCCAAAUCUAAAGCUGUUACCCUGAAGGCUGACCAGUACAAAUAUGUUGUACAGGAGAGAGGAAAAAGUAACAUCACCAUCACAGUGCCAGCCAAACAUGUCAGUCGCAAGAAAGGAGUGUAUACACGAGAUAAGAGUAAGCUGUAUCUCAAGCAGUACUGCGAGUCUGUGCACGGAAUCUGGACUGUCAAGGCUUCUGCAAUACGGAAAAAAGGACUGAAGGACUGUUCAUUCUCCGACUUCUUUGCUGGUCCCCUGCCUGCAUUUGGUUUCUCUGAGAGCAAGAGGAAAUCGGCAGGACGGAAGGAGGAAGAUGACGCUGUUAAUAGCUCAGAUGUGUCAGGACUGAUCUCAUCCAAAUCACCAAAGAAAAAACGGGAGGAGAAAAAGAAAGACAAAGAAAAUACAGAAAAAGCAUCACGGAAAUCUGAAGAGCCUGAGAUGCCUCGGCUGACCAGUGAGGAGAAGGCAGCCAUUAAGGAGCAGUUUAAGCAACAGAAACUAGCUGAAAAAAUGGCACUAAAGGAAGAAAUCAAGAAGAAACGACAAGAGGAGAUGCAGAAAAAAAAGGAGGAAAGGGCUCUGGAAAAAGCUAAGCUAAUGGAAGAAAGGAGAAUCCAGGCGGAGAUUUAUAAGGAGUGGAGUCGACAGAGAGAUGACCUGGAAUGUGAUGAUCUCAAGCCCCUGCCAGAGUUGAAUGCUAUACAGACGCGUCUCCCGAGUGGAUGUUUUGGAGACGCAAUCAUGGUUAUCGAGUUCAUCAACUGUUUCAAGUCUCUAUUUGAUCUGAGGGAAUAUUUUCCUAAAGGAUUUACAUAUGAAAUUUUGGAGAAGGCACUCUUGGAGACAGACCACAAUGGCUUGUUGACAGACAUCCUGCUGAUGAUGAUGUCAGCUGUCUUCACCCUACAAGAAGAAGAAGAGGCUGAGGAGGAGGAACUGUCUAAGGAGGACAAGGCUAAUCAAGUAACAGGGAUGGAGGACUUGGAUGAAACGAUGGAUAUGGAAGACAUGAUGGACACUGCUACAGUGUGUGCCCAGAUCCCACAGCUGACACAUGGGACAACUCUGAGAAAACUUCCCUUGGAUUCUUUCACUUUAUCGGAGAUAGUUCGCCUACACAUCCUGGCUUCUGGAGCCAAAGUCAGUGACAAGAAUGUCAAGUACCGGUAUCAGCAGCGGGGGGGAUACACCUCAUUGGACGAUCCGGGACUACAGUUCAGAAAACAGGAACCUGUACUCAUGAAACUUCUAGCAACUGACAGUCUGUUUGAUUUACAGCCAACUGAUAAACUCAAAGUCCUCAAUCUGCUGAUCCAACAGUUUUUGACAUAUGCUGCCACCAGGGACACACUAGAGGACAACUAUGAUAAACUGAGGCAACUCAAAUACGACCUACGGCAUUUACAGUGGGCGGAGCAGAGACGGGAAAAGGAGGAGUUGGCCAUGAGGUACAAAAGGAGAAUGGAAGAAAGGCAGCGUGAAAGAGAGAAGGCAGAACAGAAACGGCAGAAACGGUUGAAGGAGAUCGAGGAGAAGAUGAAGAGAGAGGAGACAGGGGAAAGUGUUGAUGAUGAUGUAAAGAUCAUAGAAGAAGAGGAAGAUGAUGAUGAAGACACUCACAUGACAGAGGAAGAGAAAGAAGCUCAGAGACAGAGGGAGGAGGAGGAAGAUGCCAAUAAGAAGGCAGAGUUUGCAUUACAAGAGCGACAGAUGAUUGACAAGGUUCUCAGCCUCCAGCACUCCUGCUCCCUGGCCCCCCUUGGGAGAGACCGCAUGUUUCGCAGGUACUGGGUCUUUCAGUCCAUCCCUGGGGUAUUUGUGGAGGAUCAGGAGGAAUUUGUGGAUGAAAGGGGCUGGGAGAUUGCCCCACAAAAAGUUGCCGUACCCGUAGUAAAACCUGCAGAGAAGGCCAUGUCAAAGAAACCUGAAGAGCACUGUAAUGGAAGUGAUAAGGAGAACGAGUCAUUCAAUUCCUCCACUGCCAAUAACAGUAUUAACACCAGUCUAAAUCCAUCAGCAGGAAAUCCAAACAACCUGGCAAAUCCAUCAGAAUUACCUCAAAAUACUCAGGACAAGAUUUUGAAUGGCGAUGAAAUGAUUACAAUAAGCGAUGAUGAAAACUCCAAACCUUCUUCUGUUAAGGAGGUAGGAGAGGAGAGUAAGGUUCUAAUACAAAUAAAAAAUCACAAGAAAAACACCUGGAUGUAUUUAAAAAGUACCGAACAGUUUCAUGAAUUAUUAAACUCCCUCAAUGAAAGAGGAUUUAGGGAAAGUGCUCUGAAGUCAGCUUUGUUAGAAAGAAAGAAUGUGAUUCUGGAGAAUAUAGAGAGCUGCCCCACAAACACACUAGCUCUGUCUGUCUCCAUAGGGCUGGCAAUGGAGGAAACUAGGUCAGAGUCCCCAUCAGAGUUAACAUUUAAAUCAACACGAUCAGGACCAAAGCGAACAUCCAGGGGACUGAUUAAGAAUGAUAGUGCUCAGGAGAUUCUGGAAAUCAACCUCCGGGAAUUGUUAAUUGACUUGGAAGAGAGAGUCCAUGUUGGAGGCCUAGGGAAAAUGAAGGUGGCUGAUCGCCAGAUGUGGAGAAGUGCUAUUGAGAAGGGAAGCUAUGAUCCCCAGACUGAUGACCCGGUCUUCCAGAGGCAAGACAUCAGCUUUAGUGAAGGAGAUGAAGAGAAGUCCAUUUCAUCUGAAGACACCAGGGAAUCAGUGGUAAAGGACCUCUCAAAGGCCCUCUUACAGGUCGCUGCGGGAGUCGAACUCAGAUUCAUGGGGCCCCCAUUAGGAAACACUGUCAAGUCUAAAGCUGGAGCGAAGAAGAAGGAUGUCAAGAAAUUAGAGGAUGGUGAGAGCGAAGAAGAGGACAGCAAGCAGGAGGGCCUUGUACCAGAGAAGACAACGAGAGAGCGCUGGGAGGACUCAGUUUUAUACUGUUCUAGUCUGGCCCAGGUCUUCCUCCAUCUCUCAACGCUGGAAAAGAGCAUCAUCUGGGCCAAGUCUGCGCUGCAUGCUCGAUGUAGGAUCUGUCGACGUAAAGGUGAUGCUGAACAAAUGCUUCUGUGCGACAAGUGUGACCGUGGACAUCACAUGUACUGUCUUAAACCCAGACUCAAGCAUGUCCCCAAAGGUGACUGGUUCUGUCCAGACUGUAAACCCAAAGAGACUAAGAGGAGUCCCCUUAAACAGCGGCGGAGGACAUUUACUGAGAAUGAAUCUGAGGAGGAGGAGGAGGAGAUGGAAGAAGAAGAGGAGGAGGAGAGUGAGGAAGAAGAGGUAGAGGAGUCGGAGGAAGAGGAGGACAAUGUCUGUGCUGUGUGUAGUACAGGCGGGAUGCUGGUCUGCUGCGACACCUGUCCCCUGGUCUACCACUUGGACUGUGCCAUCCCUCCACUGAAAAAGGUUCCUCGGGGGAAAUGGCAAUGCCAGUUGUGUACUGGGGUCACCACCAAAGGAAAAAUCAAACUGCCCAAGUCUAAGGCUGGCAAAAAGAAGAACCUGAUCAAAAGUACACCAAAUUCUAGUCGAGCGUCGUCCAGGAAAGGAAGUCCACGUGACAGCCCAGUCACCGUCAGGCCUGGAAAGAAACGAGACCUGGAUGACACUGAUGAUGAUCCCGUACCUAAAUCACGCAACAAAGGACGACCCAAGUCAAAACUGUCAGACAUUGUUAAUGGAGAGGAAGUCAAGCAUUAUGUCAGCAGUUCCCGUGGCAACAGCAAAGUUCAGAGUUUAAAGGUUUUACAGGAUAUUGUCAAUGAUUUGGUGAAGCAUGAAGACAGCUGGCCAUUCCUAAAGCCAGUCAACAAGAAACUGGUACCAGAUUACUAUGACAUCAUUGCCAUUCCCAUGGAUUUCUCCACCAUUCGUAACAAGCUGAAUAGUUAUGAAUAUGUUGAGGUGUCAGAACUUAUCAGUGACGUUAGACAAAUAUUCUCUAACUGCUCCGAGUACAACAAAAAAACCACCACUGAAUACAAGGCUGGGGCAAUGCUGUCCAAAAUAUUUGAGAAGAAAAUUAAGGAUGCACAUUUGGAAAGAGACUUUUGCGAACCGCCACCCAGUAAACGUCAACGUAAACAUUAAUUAUAGUUAUUUGAUUGUAAACAUUGACGGUUUCAUCCGUUGAUGAACUUUAUUUAUCUUUGUUAGAAUUGUGAUUGUAGAAAUCAAUAAAUUAUUUCAAGCACUUUUUAAAAAAAAUUCCUUUGAAUGUGAAUGUGAUACAUGUACUUAUUUUCAUUUCAUUCAUAUUUAAAACUAUUUAUGUUGCAUUGUGUGGUAUCAUGUUUGUAAAUAUGGUAUUUGUGAAACAGUUCCAUGUACGAAAAUAAAUCUGUAAAGAGGUUUA
This is a messenger RNA of Ostrea edulis (European flat oyster), 5173 nucleotides long. Its product is annotated as bromodomain adjacent to zinc finger domain protein 1A-like. Gene Ontology annotation, molecular function: protein binding. Gene Ontology annotation, biological process: chromatin remodeling. The coding region runs from base 334 to 4908 and encodes 1524 amino acids. Lineage: Eukaryota; Metazoa; Mollusca; Bivalvia; Ostreida; Ostreidae. The record is from RefSeq and is a predicted model, not a curated record. The transcript has 25 exons.